Pimephales promelas (fathead minnow) is the source of this 1791-nucleotide messenger RNA. NCBI's taxonomy places the organism in Eukaryota, Metazoa, Chordata, Actinopteri, Cypriniformes, Leuciscidae. The record is from RefSeq and is a predicted model, not a curated record.
UAGUAGUGGCAGAACAAGAGCUGGUUAAAGAACAAGAAGCAGAAGAAGUAAGAAAGAAUACUAACUACAUUAGAAGAUUUUAAAUUUCUUGACCGACCAUUUUAAAAAAGAGUGAAUCAGUUCAGCGUCAAAGUAGCCUAGUUGUUGACGUUAUCAUACGUCUUAACCCUUUAAUUUAAUUUAUUUCGUUGAGUUUGCACCAUACAACGUGCCACCGUAUACAGGAAUGUUCAAAUGUCAGCCGACCAGGAAGCACAAACAGAUGAACUGCUGGCUCUAGAGAGCAUAUACGAUGGAGAGGAGUUUCACAGGACAGAAUCAAGACAGAGCGGCAAGAUCAAUCUGUGCCUUGAGCUUCCUCCUAACUUCAGACUGCUAGUCAAGGGGGAGGCAUGCGUAGAGUGUGGAAUAUCUUUUCUCCCCCCUUUGGUUCUGAGUUUUGAGCUUCCUACAGACUACCCUUCAUCAUUGGCUCCAGUCUUCACUUUAAGCUCCAAAUGGCUUUCAAGAGUUCAGAUCACUACACUUUGCAAGAGACUGGAUGAACUUUGGGAGGAGAACAGGGGGACUGUGGUUCUUUUUACCUGGAUCCAGUUUCUAAAGGAAGAAACUCUGGAAUUUCUGAACCUCCAAUCUCCCCUCGAGAUCCAAACCAUUGGUGGGCAGCCUCACUAUGAAUCUGGUCAGACCCAGUCAGACAGCAAAGUGCAAGAGUUGGACCAACGAGCAGUCCAAGAAGUUGACCCUCACACUGAUAUACUAACCCAGCUGCUGGAUUUUAAUGAAGCUCAGAAACAGAAGGUGUUUGAUAGCAAGGUUUUUCGCUGUGGAAUCUGCUUCUCUGAGAAUCUGGGUUCAAACUCUUUGCUCUUCAAGGAGUGUCAGCAUGUGUACUGCAAGACAUGUUUGAAGGAAUACUUUCAGAUCCAGAUUAGAGAUGGCAAAGUCCAGUCCCUUACCUGUCCUGAGCCAGAGUGUAUGUCCUUGGCUUCUCCUGCACAGGUGAAACUUCUGGUGGGUGAAGAGGAAUUUACCCGCUAUGACCGCCUCCUUCUACAGUCGAGUCUGCACCUAAUGGCAGAUGUUGUUUAUUGUCCACGCAUGAGUUGCUGUAUGGCUGUGAUGAUCGAGCCUGACGCCAACAUGGGCAUCUGUCCCUCUUGCCGAUUCGUCUUCUGCACCCUCUGCAAGCGAGUAUACCAUGGCCUCUCUCUCUGCAAAGAAGUUGAGCUUCGCAGGCUGAGGGAUGAGUACCUUGCUGCCAGUGAAAAGGAAAAGGAACGACUUGGAAAGGAGAUGGAACAACUGCUAAUUCAAAGAGCAGAGGAUGAGGCUUUAAGCGAAGACUGGGUGAUGGAUAACACUAAACUCUGCCCUUCUUGUCACGUUAACAUUCAGAAAACAAUGGGAUGUAACAAGAUGACCUGUUUUUCCUGUCAAAAGUAUUUCUGCUGGAUCUGCCUUGCAGUUCUCGACAGAAGGGACCCCUACAGCCACUUCAGAGACCCCAACUCUCCGUGCCUGGUAGACCACGACACAUAGUGGCUUUUGCUGACACGUUAAACUAAAAAAAUAUGGCAGAUGUCACGACUGUUUUUAGUUUUUGUUCAGGUCUUAUUUUGUAGUUUCUCCCAGACACGUUUCCUGGUUAUGUCAUGUGAUUCCCCUGUAGCUAAUGCAUUUCCUUUGAUAAGGUAUCGGGUCUGAUACUGUGAUCGUGUGCUCGUACUCAUUAAAAUGCUCCGAUACCAACAUUUGCUUGUGACAAAAAAAAAAAAAAAACACAGACAA